AUGGCGGCACAAACCGCCAAAGAAAACGAUUUUGAUAUAAUUGCUAAUCCGAGUUUAGAAAGUCAAAUCAGUUCGGCGGGAAAAUACCAGGGAUUUCCAAUUGCGAGCCUCGAAAAAUAUAAAACCGUCGAAACCAGCAUUACCACUGGCUUUAGCUUGAAUAAUCCCUCCAAGAUAGUAGUAGAAAAAAACCGCUACACCAAAACUAAUAUUGAUGAGUUUCGCAAAUUUUUUACCAACGACUUAAACCAAUCCGACCCGAAAUAUUUUCGCGGUUUUCGUCCCGGGGAUAUUAAGCAGUUGCCGGACGGAAAAGUGGUUAGCGUUAACCACCAGGCCGAUAUCCGCGAUAAAACGGAUAACCAUCUACCGGAUAACAAGUGGGUAGAAAAAAAAAUUAAAAACCGGUAUUCCGCGGAAAUUGAGACGAAAAAAAACGAAGUUAUCGACCGAAUGAAAAUGCUUUUUCAAGCCGAGAUUGAUGCGGCGGCGAAUGAAGAUUAUGGGUCCGGUCGUUUAAGUUCGGAAAGAAAAAGUAUUUUCACCACUCAUCGGAGCCAGAUUGAAAAUUUAUCGCUCCUCACCGAAAUUAAACAAUUAAUUAAAUCCUUGGUGAAAGCCGAAAGAUUUAUUGCCGAGUUUAAAAAUUUAGAUAAAAUGGCUUCGGCACAAAAAUUAAAAGAAGAAUACCGAAAUGGGAGCGGAGACAAAAAAACCGCUUACACCAUUGUCAACCAAGUGGAUAACCA
This is a messenger RNA of Ambispora leptoticha, 749 nucleotides long. The record is from the annotation of a GenBank genome assembly. NCBI's taxonomy places the organism in Eukaryota, Fungi, Glomeromycota, Glomeromycetes, Archaeosporales, Ambisporaceae.